This is a messenger RNA of Varanus komodoensis (Komodo dragon), 4021 nucleotides long. RefSeq names its product V-set and immunoglobulin domain-containing protein 8-like. The record is from RefSeq and is a predicted model, not a curated record. The transcript has 8 exons. The coding region runs from base 2663 to 4021 and encodes 452 amino acids. Gene Ontology annotation, cellular component: intracellular anatomical structure. NCBI's taxonomy places the organism in Eukaryota, Metazoa, Chordata, Lepidosauria, Squamata, Varanidae.
ACUACCUGGGCGAGGCAAGCCGGUCCCCUCUUUCCACACAAUGGAAUCCCUUUCUGUUCAGGGAUUUCUGAAUGGGCACCUCUGCAUAUCGAUUAGCCCGUGCCAAAUGUUCUGUAAAUUAGCUUGGGCACUGCUUGUCUUCGCUGGGGUCAGUCCGAAAAUGGGCACAGAGCAGGUGGAGCUCUCCAAGGGAAUUUGGAAACAGUCCACAUUUCCCACUGUUUCUACAUUCCUGCUGUGUUGGAACUACCUUCACCAGUUUCACCCAGUGGUACUCUCUGGACAUUUUGGACUACAGCCCCCAUCAGCCCCAGGUGCAUGGCCAGGGGGCAGGGAUAAUGGCAGUUGUAGCUCCCAUCUGCAGAAGGCACUGGGUGGUGGGAGGUUGUGUAAGAGCAAAAAACCACACGAGAGCAAAAAAACCCUUAUUUUUAUUUAUGUAUUUAUUAGGAUAUUUCUGUCCCGUCCAUUACGGCUCGUCUCUGGCAAAACUGAUUUGCCAGCCCUGCUCAAAGAUGGAUUCUUGGAUUCUUGGCCCUGCUGUUAAACCCAUUGAUUUGGAAAUAAACACCCUUUUGGUAGAACACAAUUAUAGGUAUAAAAUAUAAAUAAAAAAUAGCAAUCUGUAACCACGUCCGUUGGACUGCUCCUAAUCCUCCAGGAAGGCUGGGCACUGCCACGAGCGGUUUCAGCUCAGGAUCCGUCUCUUGCCUUGAGGGCUCCCAGGUUUGUUUUGUUCCCGCGAUGGAAUCGGAAUUUCUAAACCCAGACCUUCAUUUUGCUUGUGCAAAUUCUCAUUCGCACUCCAGCCGCACGAACGCUCACUUGCACUAGGGGUCAGUCCUUGCUGCUUCCGGAAAGGGGGAAAAAUGCUUUGUGAGGCUGUAGAAUCCGGGUGGCUCAGGAAAAGCUGGUCGGUGGUGGAAUUUGCGGGCCGUUUGCGUAGAGAUCCCAGCUUGCUUGAAUUCGCUGCCGAUUUCGAUGGGUUCUCUGUUGUCCCUCGUCUGAGCGCUGCAGCCCCAUUACCCUCUGCUCUCCAGGUGGCCCCUAAGGGGCGAGAGUCCUGGGACGCAGGAAGUCUAAGGCCUGGCCCUCACUUGCCUUAUCAGUCGGUCAUAGGCUAGAACCGGCCACCCACAGCUCCUUGCAAGCCGUUCCUCUGUGGGCUGAGACUCCAGGGCUGUCGAAAGUCUUCGUACUUUUCUUUUUCUUCAAGGCAGCUCGUUCCAAAUCGAAACAGCUCCUUUUCCACUCCAAACUGGACUGAGUUCUAACACUCCUAAAAGCUCCACUGGUGAAGGGAAAGGCAACGCGUUUGUUCCCAUAGAACAAAGUCUGUAGGGCUUCCGAGUCUUCUGUAGUGACAGCAAAAUGAGGAAAACAAAUAUCUGGAGAAGCCCCUCUCUCCUCUUUCGGUCCACGGAAAGAACCGGCUAAACAGGGACUGGCUCGCCUUCGGAGAUGGCGUAAGAUGUAUUUUUUCCUGUGCAAGCGGGGAAGGAAACAAGCAGAUUUAGACACUGGCAAACACAUGCAAGCUGUAAGAGAACAUAUCCCCUGCUGCUCCAGGAGGGUUUUGGUAAAUAGCGCUGGCUGAGGGGAGAGACGUCCCAUCACCGCAGACUUGGUAGCGAACCGUCAUUCAUCGCUUUAGCAUCAUUGUUUGUCUACCACCCUAUUUGCUUAUAGAAGUCCGUCCAGGCGACGCACAACCCAUAAAGAACAAAGAAGAAUCAUAACAUGUUCACCCCAGGAAUGUGGAAUAACACGAAGGCUUUGCACUGCAGGAAGGGCUCGAUGGAGCGGGGAUGUCCUCAGCCCCUUGCCGACAGCCCGGAGGACAGCCGGGGCUCGUGAGGAGAAUGCGAGGGAAAUCAAAGCUCAUCUGUUUGGCCAUCCAUAUUCACACCAUAAGAAGAGUUUUGGCUACUGGGAAGAAUACAGAUGUAAUAGAAAUAAAUAAAAAUCUGCCACCAUCAAAAUUUCAAUAAUUUCAGACAAAUGUAGCAGUCGCUCACUGGACGUUUGGAAGGAAGGAAAUACCGUGAAAAUGUUUGGGGAAUUGCGUGUGAAGCGAUUCCCGAUGGAUUCAGUGAAAUUUCAGAGGAAGCUUGGCAGCUGGGAUUCAGAAUUGGGGGGAAGCCAAAAGAGGAUGGGCGUGCAGCCAGUUUUCCAAAGAGGAUAUCCCAAACAUCCCCUAAGGGGCAGGUGAGAAGAUAACCCCCAAAUUCUCGACCUUCCCAGGCCCGAACAGGCAAAGGAUGGCCUCAGAGAGACCACGAUUAUCCAGAUUCAGAGUCGCCUGGGAUUAAUUUUUUGUGAGCCGCCCCGAGGCUUCGGCGAAUGGGGCAGCAUAGAAAUUCCCUAAAUAAAUAAUUAAAUAAACAAUUUGGCAGAGGUGAAAAGCUGUCACUCGGCUGAGUAAGAGCAUGACGGCGAGGGACACGGGCGGAGGCUGUGCCAGUUCAUUUUGGGAGUCGCUCGUUGGCCUCCCGGUUCACCCCAAAGGCAUCUGCAGCAGGAGGGAAGGGCCGGACCGGAGGGUUAAAAGGCACCGGCUCCCCAGGGCUCCUUCUUGUAGCUUCCCUUGCCAAGACCAAGCCAGCCCUAAAGGCAGACUCGCCUUGAGCCGCUGGGCUGGAAGAAAACGCACCUUGCGACCAUGGCUGGGACCUGUGGUUUGCAGCUCUUCCUUUUGUGCCUGACACCAGCUCUCCUGCCUGCUGUCAAGAUCAACGCCAAGGGCCGGGAGGUGAUCUACCUGGCCAAGGGCGAUUCGGUCAAGCUGGGCUGCCCGUAUGAGUUGGAACCACACGACCAGGAUCUGGAUGACCUGGACAUUGAAUGGACGCAGAUGAACUCUGAUCCCACAAACCUGGAUAAUGUGAUCCUAAGCUACCACGGCCAGCAGGUGAACUUCCCCGGCUACCACCCCUUGGUUUGGAACAGGGGCUCUGCCGAGCGGGAUCAGCACCGGGUGGGCCACCCCGGCUGGCCGCAGCACGUGGGGGCCGGGGGCUGCUGCCCCAGCCUGCGGCAGCGCGUGGCCUUCGCCCUCCCCGACCCGAGCCGAUACGACGCCUCCAUCAACCUGCAGAACGUGGAGCUCUCGGACACGGCGACCUACGAAUGCAAGGUGAAAAAGACCACCGUGGCCACGCGCAAGGUGACUGUGACCGUCCUGGAGAGGCCGUCUAUCCCGCGAUGUUCGAUUGAAGGCAAAGUAGCCAUGGGCCGCAAGGUCACACUGCGAUGUGGCUCUCAGUCGGGCACCAGCCCCCUCGUGUACAAGUGGGCCAAAGUGAUGGAGCGGCCCCUUGGGAACGGCCUCCUUCCACCCACCAUUAAAGGUCCAGAGCCCGGGGACUUGGUAAUCCAGAAUCUCUCGCAGAAUCACGCCGGAGUUUACCAGUGCAGUGUAGCGAACAGGGUCGGAUCCGCCCAGUGCGUUCUGGAUCUCUCCUUCCCAGAAGGUUCCGACCGAGCGAGCAUCAUCGUGGGAGCCGUCCUCGGCUCGCUGCUUCUCCUGCUCCUCCUCGCGGGCCUCAUCGCAGGGCUGGUUUACUGCUGCAGGAGGAAGCGGUGCACGGAGCCGUCCAAUCAGAUCAGGGUGGACACGGCUCCUCCGAAGGCCAGAUCCGGGAGCGGCAGCGGCAGCCUGAGAGCAGCCGUGGGGUACUCACCCUGCCGCAAGGACGAGUCCCCCACGGAGCGGGGCUGUGCCAAGGGGCUCCCGCCGGCCCUGCAGGACGCAGGUCUGAGCUCCGGGACGGAGAGCAAAGGCCGGGAUGGCGGCUCCCCCUCUGUGGGCACCACCGAGGCCAGGGUUCACCACACUCCGGCGGGACCUUCCUGUGCCCCCGCACAAGCCGGGCCCUGGAUGAAUUCUCCUGCGCCAUCCCCUGCUGGCUCUUCCACAGCUGGUCAAGAGGCCGCCCCGGCCAAGGGGUGCCGGCCAAAAGAUUAUGGAGGCGUCCAUUUCAAGGAGCCAACCAGGAGCAGAGAAGGCCUGGUCAUAUGA